AUGGCGAGUGAUACACCCUCAAUGAGUGCCAGUAAACGCGCAUCAGCAAAUUCUGGUCUGCGAAACAGCCAGACAGCACGACCUGUUUCUCCUCAUACACCUCAGCCACGUUCGGGAAACCCCUCAUUCGCCAGCAGCACAUCACCAAGCUCCUCCUUUCGAAGCGAAGACGAUGCGAUCAUAUUUGAGAUAGGCGCACGAUGGCUCCGCGCAGGCUUUGAAGGAAGCAGUACGCCUAUGUGUGUGGUUGGAUUUGGACCUGAAGACUCGAGGAGAGUCGGGGACUAUCGAGGAUGGAUCCAGGGCAGCACCGGUGCUGCAAGGCUACCGCAACCCAUCGAUGUGGAAGAGUGGACACGGAUAUACGAACUUUGGCGGCCAGAUUCUCGAGAGGUGGAUCUAGGCCUGGUCGAGGAUAAGAUCGAGCGCGCGUUUCGAGAGACAUACAACCAGUUCCUGUUGACGGAUGCAGGCACAUCUCGCCUGGUUCUUGUCCUACCGUCCCUCAUGCCACAUCCAUUGCUGUCGUCGUUGCUGUCGACGCUCUUCAGUCGAUGGCGUUUUCCCAGUGUCACCCUUCUGUCCAGUGCGACCAUGUCGGCCACUGCUGCGGGAUUGCGAUCAGCUAUGGUGGUUGACAUAGGCUGGGCCGAGACCACGGCAACAGCGAUCUACGAAUACCGAGAGAUGACUACAAAGAGAACCACACGGUCUAUGAAGCAUUUGAUGCAGGAAAUGGGGCUGCUUCUUACUGGCUUGGCUUCCGACGGGAACCAGCAUGUUGACACUGCGGGUAAGAUUUCAGUUGGAUUCUCGUACUGUGAAGAAGUCGUCAGUCGGUUUGCCUGGUGCAAACCACAGGGAGAAGAAGAUAAAAACCCAGAUGAACCCGACCGAAAAUUAUCGAUUCCCUCGCCUGCAAACCCCGAGGAAGAAUAUAUGGACGUACCAUUUUCACGUCUCGCCGAACCUGUCGAGAAGGUCUUGUUGGCAGCAGGUGUCCCAGAAUAUGAAUUGGAUGACGAAGAAAAAUCAUUGCCGUUGCUUGUCUAUAACACCCUUCUCUCGCUGUACCCCGAUGCACGAGGAACAUGCAUGUCCCGCAUUGUUUUUGUAGGCGGCGGUUCUCGGAUUCCUGGAUUACGGGAGCGGGUUCUUAAAGAAGUCUCACUCUUGAUUGAUCGUCAUGGAUGGAGUCCAGUUCGAGGCAAAGCACUCGAGCGACAGAGACAGCGGUUGGAACAGCUGAGACUUUCAGCAAAAGCUCCCACAGAACCCGAAACCCCCAAGGAGGAAGAGGAAGCACCAUCCACCGGCGAGGCACCAGCCGACCCCUCGAAGGAAGUACCUGAGAUCGAUUUCGUGGAACAAAAGCUUCGCCGACAAAAUAAAGAUAUCCCAAUUCCUAUUCAAGGAGUCUUGCGCGAAGUUGAAUCUCUUGGUCCAUGGGCUGGUGCAAGCCUGACAACUAGUCUGAAAAUCCGCGGAAUGGUAGAAAUCGAACGCGAAAAGUUCUUACAGCAUGGACUCGCUGGAGCUACACGAGACAUUGACCAUCCUGUUCCUGAUCGUCGGUCGGGCUUGAAAUCUGGUGAUCGAUCGAGUUGGACGCUCGCAGGCUGGGCAUGA
Penicillium coprophilum is the source of this 1629-nucleotide messenger RNA. Its product is annotated as putative actin-related protein RO7. Bases 1 to 1629 code for a protein of 542 amino acids. NCBI's taxonomy places the organism in Eukaryota, Fungi, Ascomycota, Eurotiomycetes, Eurotiales, Aspergillaceae. The transcript has a single exon. The record is from RefSeq and is a predicted model, not a curated record. Gene Ontology annotation, biological process: microtubule-based movement.